Molecule: messenger RNA, 1454 nt
Organism: Sphaeramia orbicularis (orbiculate cardinalfish)
Lineage: Eukaryota; Metazoa; Chordata; Actinopteri; Kurtiformes; Apogonidae
Gene: ptn
Product: pleiotrophin
Exons: 5
Coding region: 155-643 (162 amino acids)
Molecular function (GO): growth factor activity
Source: RefSeq, a predicted model, not a curated record
ACACACAAGAACUACACCGCUAUCGUAUGCUCAGCCCACAAAGAGAAAUAGUUUUGGAGAGGCAGGGCAGCGGGGCAGAGGUGCAGAUGAAAAGAGCCUACAGAAACUACUUCUUCAAGCUCUGAUAUACAACUACCAGACCUCCAAAAUAAAAAUGUAUGGACAGAAGCAGUGGGCACAGGUGGCUGUCAUGGCACUUCUGGUGCUAACGGUAAUGGCAGCUGAAGGAGGAGGCAAAGCAGAGAAAGCAGGAAAGAAGGAGCGCAAGUCAGACUGCGGAGAGUGGCAGUGGAGUGUGUGUGUAGCCAACGAAGGGGACUGUGGGCUCGGAACCAGGGAGGGAACACGCACCGGCACUGACUGCAAACAGACCAUCAAGACCCAGCGCUGCAAGAUCCCCUGCAACUGGAAGAAGAAGUUUGGAGGGGAAUGCAAGUACGACUUUGAGGCUUGGGGAGAGUGCGAUCUUGCAACAGGGAAGAAAAACAGGACGGGGGUGCUGAAGCGAGCGCUCAUGGAUGCGACCUGCGCUGCCACUGUUACGGCCACCAAGCCAUGUGGGAAAAUCCCCAAGACCAAGCUGCAAGAUGCAAAAAAGCAAAAGAAGGAAGGCAAGAAGCGAGAGCGCACCCAAAUGGACUAAUGCUGCUGUUUGAAGAAGAGGGUGGAAAGAAAGUGCUUCCUGCCCUAUUUCAACAUGGUUCCUCUUUGUAUGUCCUGUAGGUUUACAGUAGGGGCCUAGAGCUUUGACAAAACCAGUGGAAAUAUGACUUGUAGUGACAAUGUGUUAUACUUUCUCUUCUCUCUAGAACCUGAUAAGAAGUGGCUUGUAUGUUCUGAUAGGAGAUAUAAUACUCAGCAGUACACAUAGUGAAUACAGAAGACAUUUGUUUACUAGUAUUCUUGCCUAAUGAUGUUAUUUCUAGGAUUAUUGUCUGAACAACAAAUUGGAUAGGAUUUGUCUCACAGCUGCAUUGCUAACUCUAAUUUGGUAAAAUCUUUGGUCCAUACCCUGACUUAAUGAAGCACUUUGCUAAAAGUGAAGCUCUAAAUAUCUUCACUUAAUUAAUCUGGGUAAAAAAAAAAAGUCCUGAAUUUGCAAUUUUUUUUAAAGUAGAUAAAGUUGAAGCCAACUCUUUCCUGCAUCACUAUGAAGUAUAAGAUUUUUGUCUUUUAUUUCCGGUAACAGUAAACAUAGGCUAGCUCUGUCUGCAGGUUGCAUGGAAUAGCUACUUUAUGCUCACAGACCGUAAGUGCUCAUUUUCCUCCUGCUGCUCUAUUGUACCUCAGUUCUCCUCCACUGAUUUUUACUCUCCAGCUACUGGCUGUAAAAUAUUAAAGUCUGUACUAUUGUAGUCCACGGUUGGAGUUAACAUUACCUUUCUUUCCUGUUACUUUUCCCAAAAAAUUAAAAUGUAUACAGUCAAAAAAAAUUAAAAGGUAGAAAAGUUGAA